AUGAGCGAAGGGAAUCAUUAUUUGAGCAACUGCGAAGACUAUCUGAAGCUACAAUUACGCGAUCGUAUCUCGAAGGUGCGCAGUCUUGGAUUGUGCAUGAACUGUUUCAGUAACCGACAUCAUGUUAGAGACUGCAAGGGGAGCUCCUGCAAGAAAUGUGGAGGCCGUCACCACACUACGUUGCAUGAUAACAAUGCUAACCAGCCAACUCAACCAACACCUACCCCGCGUAGGACCCCUGAGAUGCCUACAACGUCCUCAAAUGCGCUAGUAGCUUCCGUUGCAUGUACUAAUUCGCAGCCAAAACAGUACAUUCUCUAUACCGCAGUUUGCAUGAUAGAAGACGAGUUUGGAAAUUUGAUCAGUUGUCGUGUUUUGCUCGACAGUGGGUCGAUGCAUAAUUUAAUAUCCACGCGUGUGGUACACGCGUUGCGCUUGCGAAAGACGAUGGUGAACAUGUCCGUUGAAGGUAUUUCCGGUGCGCCUAAGAUUAUUUCGAGUCAAGUCAGAGUAAAGAUCCAUUCCACCUACAAGUCAGACUUCACCUACAGCACAGAAUGUUUGGUCAUGAGCAAAAUUACAGGAAACUUGCCAAUCAAUUCGUUCAAUAUUGAUCCUGGGCAAAUUCCGUCAGAGAUAGUACUCGCAGAUCCGUGGUUUAGUCAAUCACGAAGAAUUGAUAUGCUUCUUGGAAUACAAGUGUUCCAUGAAAUGUUUACUGGGCAAACCCAUACCAUAAUUGAAAAUCCUCCUUGUUGGUGCGAAGAAACCGUCUUUGGUUGGGUAGUAGGUGGUGCUAUUGAAAGACCAGAAGUUGAUCGAACGAUCUCUAAUGUCUGUAAGAUCGUUACGAAUGAGGCGUUGAGUGAGCAAAUUAGCAGAUUUUGGGAAGCCGAGUCCAUUCAUGAGCCCCGAAUGUUGACUCACGACGAAAGAGCCGCAGAGCAAAGUUUUUCCGAUACUUGCUGCCGAUUGGAAAAUGGUCGCUAUGAAGUAGGUCUGCCAUUGAGACCCAGUAUAAAGGAAUUAGGUGACAGUCAGGUGACAGAAAAACGAUUGAUUCACGACCAAGAUCUUUACGACCAGUACCGAGAAUUUAUGCAUGACUAUGAAAUCCAGGGCCAUAUGAUUAAGUGUGACACCAAUUGCCCAGAAGGAUAUUUUCUGCCACACCAUGCGGUGCUUAAUUUGGCAAGCACCACGACGAAGACGCGUGUCGUUUUUGAUGCGUCUGCAGCAGCUUCGAGGGGAGGUUCCCUGAAUGAUCACUUGUACGUUGGCCCUACCAUUCAGCCCAAGCUCGCCGAAAUCGUGCUACGAUUUCGGGUGCCCAAGAUUGUAUUUACGGCAGAUAUUACGCAGAUGUUCAGGCAAAUUAGAAUCCGAGCAGAAGAUCAGAAGUACCAACAGAUAUUUUGGCGUCGCCAGCCGAACAAAUCUUUAGAGGUGUUCCACUUGACGACAGUAACGUAUGGGACAGCCUGUGCGCCUUUUAUGGCUACAAGAACGCUCGAGCAGCUUUGCACGGAUGAAAAAGAGCGUUUCCCCUUAGCGUCGAAGGCGGGAACCGAAGAUGUCUACAUGGAUGACAUCUUGAGUGGAGCGGACACGUUAGAAGAUGCCCUGAACCUGCAGACUCAAUUCGUCGAAAUGACCCAGGCCGGUGGGUUCAAUCUCCAUAAGUGGGCGUCGAAUCAUCCCGAAUUAAUGAGGCAAAUUGAUAAUACUGAGCAUGAAAGAGCGUUUUUCGAAAAUGAGAAAACCACAAGAACUUUGGGUUUAACCUGGCAACCCAGAAAGGACGUAUUUUUGACCAGAUUGCACGAAAUUGAAUUCCACCUGGGACAGACGACAAAAAGAACCAUAUAUUCUGAUAUCGCCAAGCUUUACGACCCACUGGGACUGCUGGGUCCGUUGAUUUUCGCUGCGAAAGUACGAAUGCAGAAAAUCUGGCAACUGAACGUAGACUGGGAUGAAAUAUUGGCACGAAACGACGCUGAAAUCUGGGAUGUUUUCCGUAACCAGCUGAAAGAGAUGGGUGAAAUAGUUGUUCCUCGUUGUGUUUUUCCCCAUUCGAACCCGCGAUCUGUUGAAUUGCAUGGAUUUUGUGACGCCUCCAGUCUGGGAUAUGGAGCUUGCGUCUAUGUUAGAUCUUGUGAUACGAUAAACUGUAAAAUUUCCCUCCUUACCUCAAAAUCUCGAAUCGCACCCUUAAAGAACGCUAAACUCACGAUACCGCGCUUAGAGCUAAGCGGGACGCUUGUACUUGCACGAUUGAUUUCCAAUAUAACGCACAACCUUAAGAUUUCAUUUUCCAGAAUCAUUCUCUGGUCCGAUUCCACCACAGCACUUUCCUGGAUCAAGACCGACCCUAGCCGACUCAAAACCUACGUAAGCAACCGAGUCAUCGAGAUACAAGAGUUGGCUAAAGGCAUUGAAUGGAGAUACGUGGGGACGCAUGGCAAUCCAGCAGAUGUAAUAUUUCGAGGAUUGUUGCCUUCCGAGAUACGAGAUUGCAAAAUCUGGUGGUCAGGCCCGAACUUCCUGUACCACGACGAAGAAGAUUGGCCUAAAAGAUUCCAGCACAUCCCGACCGAGCAACUUCCGGAAACGAAAAACCCAAACAUGAGCCUCACAGUUACUGACCCUCCUGCCAUGUUUUACCUGUUUGCGACGGAGAACAACUUUAGAAAAAUGCAGCGAAUAAUGGGAUUAGUUCUACGGUACAUCGACCACAUACGACCCAAGAAAGACCGACAGCAUCGAUACGGCGUCCUACGUAUUCCAGAGCUACAACGAGCGACGGUUGCAUUGACCAGUAUUGCGCAACAAGAGACAUUCCCCAACGAAUUCAGCUGCCUCGACGCCGGAAAGGUAAUUCACAGUAAAAGUAAACUAAUCAGCUUAUCUGUGUUUUUAGAUCGAUCAGAAUAUGUUCUGCGAGUGGGGGGUCGAAUUCGUCACGCACAACUGCCCGAAAGUCAGAAGCAUCCUAUUAUUCUGCCAGCCACGCACUGUUUCACUCACGCCGUGAUUCGUGCGUAUCACGUUGAGAUGUUGCAUGCCGCUCAACAGCUUCUUCUUUGCGGAUUACGCCAUCAAUUUUGGAUUCUGCAUGGCCGCAGUACGGUGCGAAGGGUUAUUCGCCGGUGUGUCACUUGCAUGAAAGCAAAACCGGUAGGAAUGCAGCAGAAAAUGGGUGAUCUACCCAUUGCGCGAUUGGAAGGUGUGCAUGCAUUCUACAACACUGGGGUAGAUUUUGCCGGACCGAUCUACCUGCGACAGCAUAACAAGCGUGGGACUGUUUCGUACAAAGCACAUGUGGCGGUCUUUGUAUGCUUUGCUACACGUGCGAUCCAUCUAGAGCUAGUGGGCGAUUUGACAGCGGAUUCCUUCAUCGCCGCACUACACCGAUUUGUGUCCCGUCGGAGCAAGUGUGCCAGAUUGUUCUCCGACAACGGUCUCAACUUUGUGGGCAGCCGCUCAAAGUUACGAGAAAUGUACGACCUGUUUCAGUCCCAGCUCCUGAAGGAUAAAUUGAACGACUUUUGCUCCAAGUCAGCCAUCGAAUGGAACAUGAUCCCACCUAAUGCCCCACACUUUGGCGGACUGUGGGAAGCCGGUGUGCGCUCUGCCAAGUACCAUCUUAAGCGCAUCACUGGAACAGCGAACAUGAACUUCGAAGAAUACACUACAGUGUUGGCCCGCAUCGAAGCGCUGCUCAACUCGCGGCCUAUCACUCCGCUGUCCGAGGACCCACAAGAUUUGCGACCUCUGACUCCUGGUCAUUUUUUGGUCGGCCGCCCUCUGACAGACAUCGCAGAACCGAGACUGGUCGAACGCAAGGAAUCAACACUAUCCCGCUGGCAACGUUAUUCGAAAAUGGUCCAACAUUUCUGGGAUCGUUGGUCUCAUGAUCACAUCACGACGCUACAGAACCGCAACAAGUGGCAUGUGCGGUACCCUGUGAAAGCUAGUCAACUGGUCAUCAUUCGAGAAGACAACGUGCCGACAUCAGCGUGGCGUCUCGGCAGAAUUGAAACGACUAUUCCUGGUCCCGAUGGUUUGGUGCGCGUCGCAGAUGUGCGUGUUGCUGAUGGGUCCAAAGGUACCAAGGUAUUCCGACGUCCGAUAGCCAAACUGUGCCUGCUGCCAAUCGAGGACAACGAGGUAGAACUUGAACACGACUCCGAAGAUGGCAACGAGAAUUCCGAAAAUAAGAAAAGUGAUUGA
Messenger RNA from Uranotaenia lowii, 4233 nucleotides. RefSeq lists its product as uncharacterized. Lineage: Eukaryota; Metazoa; Arthropoda; Insecta; Diptera; Culicidae. The coding region runs from base 1 to 4233 and encodes 1410 amino acids. The record is from RefSeq and is a predicted model, not a curated record. The transcript has 2 exons. Gene Ontology annotation, molecular function: nucleic acid binding. Gene Ontology annotation, biological process: DNA integration.